AUGGAGUCUGGAUGUUCGUUGAAGGUGUACAAUGCGAAGUACUGGGAAACUUACAAUGAGAUCCUCGACUGCCCUACCAAUCUGGCAAUCACCCAGUACAAGCGAGGUCUCCCAAUCGGACAUAGACUGCGAGAUUCGCUCACGAUGCAUCAGCCCGCGACUAUGGAGUCCUUGAUGCAGCGGAUCAAUGAGCACAUCCGUGUGGAGGAGGAUGCCGCCACUGUGACCGAGAAGACUAAUCCGGUCACGGCGAACAGAAGGGUGGCAGUGAAAGUUCACUCGGUUGGGCAGGAGGAUAACCGCCCAAACAACCGGUCAAAAGAUCAGCGCCAUGGUUCAAACCGUGAUGACAGAAACAAGGGCCGCCGAAACGACCGGGCUGACACUCCUCGCGACGCUGCUGAAGAUGCCAAGAGAAAAUUGAAGGUGCGAACAGGAAUCACCACGGUCUUCAAAAUUCCCAUAUACCGCAUUUUGAGCGAGAUCCGAGGUGAGCCUUUUGUCCGCUGGCCGGCCAAGUUAGGGAGUGCGCAGCGAGGCUUCAAUUCAAAAUAUCGCUGCACCUUUCAUGAAGAACGGGGGCACUGA
This is a messenger RNA of Camellia sinensis, 588 nucleotides long. The record is from RefSeq and is a predicted model, not a curated record. Lineage: Eukaryota; Viridiplantae; Streptophyta; Magnoliopsida; Ericales; Theaceae.